Molecule: messenger RNA, 825 nt
Organism: Meira miltonrushii
Lineage: Eukaryota; Fungi; Basidiomycota; Exobasidiomycetes; Exobasidiales; Brachybasidiaceae
Product: histone chaperone ASF1
Exons: 3
Coding region: 66-641 (191 amino acids)
Biological process (GO): DNA replication-dependent chromatin assembly
Cellular component (GO): nucleus
Molecular function (GO): histone binding
Source: RefSeq, a predicted model, not a curated record
AUUUGAUUCAAGGCAAACUUAACUUCUACCAUCAUCAAAUCCACAUCAGAUCAUCAUAUACCAACAUGUCUGUCGUAUCACUACUCGAUGUCAAGAUCUUGAACGAUAAUGCUGCAUUCUCAGAACCAUACAUCUUUCGGGUCACAUUCGAAUGCAUUUCACCACUCAAAGAUGAUCUAGAAUGGAAGUUGGUCUACGUUGGUUCUGCACAAAGUGAAGAAUACGAUCAAGAGCUGGACAGUUGUUUGGUAGGACCUGUACCUGCAGGCGUGAAUUCGUUUGAAUUUGAAGCAGCUGCUCCUUCUAUUGAUAAAAUUCCAUCUGACGAUAUCCUUGGCGUAACGGUCAUCUUGCUUACGGGAAGUUAUGCAGAUCAAGAAUUUAUCAGAGUUGGUUAUUAUGUCAACAAUGCAUACGAUUCGGAAGAAUUACGUGAAAAUCCUCCUGAAGUUGUAGACUUUUCGAAAAUUCGAAGAGAACUUUUGGUCGAUAAACCAAGAGUUACCAGAUUCAAUAUCAAAUGGGACGAACCUGCAACCGCAAGCGAAGCCAAACCAUCCGAAUUCGAAGCCACAGGUGAGAAACAAGCAGCAGAGGCAGAUCUACGAACAGCUGGUCAACAAUCAAUCGCUGUUUCAUAGCGCAGCGCUAUCGCUUUUUCUCACUCUGUACAUCUAUCAACUUCCAUCCUUUGUUCUUCCGGAUCCUGUUUACAAUAACAGAGGCAACCUUCGCGCAUCAAUCCUUGCUACAUCUUCCUUUCAUUACACUUCAAAUCCGAUUGUAUGUAUAAAAUAUUCACAAAAUUGAAAGUCAUUCACUCAG